Phytomonas sp. EM1 is the source of this 1737-nucleotide messenger RNA. NCBI's taxonomy places the organism in Eukaryota, Euglenozoa, Kinetoplastea, Trypanosomatida, Trypanosomatidae. The record is from the annotation of a GenBank genome assembly.
AUGACCAAGAGCCUUUAUUAUUGCGACGAUGGUGGGGGUUGGAACGAACGCAAGCCUUCAAAUUUGCCGGCCUUUUCCCCGAAAACGAUCACCUUGUGUAAUGUGGAUCUCGACCGCGCUGAUUUAGCCGAGGUGGACAAGUUAAAUGAGCUGCUGACGAUUCACACGCCGGCGAUCGUGAUCGCGCACAGCGUUUCCCACGCCUUCCUCACGCGGAUCAAGGCCCUCAACACAAUACGCAAAGGCUAUGCGCUUCUAGAGACCAACCACGUCACGUUACACGAGGAAGGCACCAUCGCCCUGCUCCGGCUUGGGUUGCAAUGGGAACCGACGGAGUUGAUGGCGAAACCGGAGGGGAAAAACCCCAUUCGCGCGUUGCUGCAGAUCUCCAGCCGCCUGCCCGGGGGGUUGAUGCUGAACAUCACCGUCAUCCACAUCGAGCAUCGCCUGUUAUCGCAGCGCCGCCUGCAAAUCGUCGGGGCCCUGCUCAAAGCCCCGAGCAACGCGAACGAAUCGGUAGUGUCGAUGUUGAUCAGCAACGUCGCGGAUGCGUCCGAUUACAACGAGGAAUACCACCGCGAGCUGCAAACCCUGCGCGCGAAUGUGGGCUUUGUGGAUAUGCUGGAGGAGGUCGCCGACAAGCACGUGGCGACGAUGCCGUGGUCGAUGUUCAUGAAAAGCGCGAAGUUCGCGCCCGUCUCGCCGUUUGCGGAGAUGCCUCGUGGGCAGGAGCCCCGCCUGCUCGGCUGCUCCAUCGCCCAACGCACGGCGAACGCGCUGCAGACGAUCGCGAUUCCAAUGCCCCGCAGCGCGAAGACGGGGUGCGGGAAAAGCCCCACCCUUUCCGCCGCCACCCCGAAUCAGGCGCUCGCCGAUCCCGUGAUUUUAAGCGUGGAGGCGGCGAAAGGAGGAGGGGGAGGGGGCGCCUCCACGACGGCCUCCGCGACGACGCCCGCCGCCGGGGCGGAUCUUUUUGCCCGCCUGAUGCAAUCCCAAUCGCCCUCCCAGCCGCACGCGCGUUGGAAGGCCUCGAAUUCCUUCCAACUCAAAGGCAACGACGCGAAGUUGUCGAACGUGGAAGGGGUGUUGGAUGCCUCGGCGCUUUUUGGAUCCGUGAAUGAGGCGGUGGAGGCCCUCAACACGCGGGCGUUCGCCUGGCCGGCGGAGUACUGCGUCGUCCACCACACCGUCCUCUGCGCCGAGGGCGUGAAGCACGCGGAUCGCCAGGGAUUUCGACGAUACGCGCGCGAGGUGAAAGGGAAUCCGGGGCUCGCGGCGCAGAUCUACAACGCCCUCUCGACCUACGCCGCGGGAGGGGGUGGGGGUUAUGCCGGGAAUCACACCUCCACGGAAGGGAGUGGGAAUGGCGGGGUCGCGAAGGCAUGGGUGAAGCCGUCGCGGGCGGAGAUGGAGGAGUUCAAUGCCUUCCAACGGCAGUUGAAGCGGGAGGAGGUGUCGCGGCGGGAGUGGCAUGAGUCGUGCUGCACGAUCGUCUACCAGCUCACGUCAAGUGAAAUGAAUAAGUUUAACAUCACACCCCAGAUUGGGCUGGGGAAGGAUAAUUUGAAGAAAGCCGUGCACUAUUUGAAUCGCGCGAAGAUGAAUAUCAAGGAUAAUCCGCUACAAGACUACGCCUACGACUACGCGCUUUUGUUUUCUGUUGAACGGCAGGGGUACUGGCUCCUUGCGGCCACACACGUACCAUGUGAUAUUGUUGCUUGCAGAAUGGUUGCUUGA